UCUGAGCUACAUUAUUUUUUCUACUAGUCUUUUUGCUGAAAAGAAGCAUAAAGAGCAUUUAUAAUACUGAAAUUGAAGUUAAAGAUUACUGUCAUAAAUUGAAAAUCAGGGAGUUUGGCAAUUCCAAUCUCAAAGUUUAGUGAUUUGCAUUUGAUACAUUACAUUAGAUUUCUCUUCCUAUAAUCUAUACCGGAGUAGAAAACUGACAAAGGAACAAGGAAAAAGGAAAAGGCAAACAAACGAUGUCGUCGAAGAGAAGUCACACGACGGAGCUGGGGUGCAUUGCGUGCGAGGAGCUGAGCGAUGUAGGAGCUGGAAAGGAAGGUUGGUUUGUUGACAACCCAAACCUUAAAUGCGCUCUUGACACCCAUUCCAUCGCCAUUUCAAAUCGCUAUCUCAUUUUAAUCACUGGUUGGGACGAUGGGCCCCGUCUCAAGAUCCGACCCGAUUUAUCCCCCAUCGAAUCCGAAUCCAUCACCGCCCUGGAGUGGUUAGUGUUUGAUGAGAUUCGAGUUGUUGCGGUGGGCACUUCUUGCGGUUAUUUCUUAGUUUAUUCGUUGGACGGUCAUCUGAUUCAUAAACAGAUGGUAUAUCCUGGCCGGAUUCUGAAAAUAAGAGUCCGUGGAACUAAGAAAGAUUUGACCCAACAAACAUCUUCCUCCGAGGAGAUUUCUAUUGUUAUGCCUGGUGUGAUUGCGCGAUUUGAUGGCUCUGAUUUGCAGAAUAUGUUGCAAGAAUGGAUUCAAGAAAAGCAUUCUCAGUUUUGGGAUGAAAAGCCGAAUAGGGAUGCGGAUGGCUUAGGAAUUACAUAUAAGAGAUUGCCUUACCAGUUAUGGAAUGUUAAUAAAUAUGGUUCUUGUGCUGAUGCUGCCAUCACUGGCAUAAUGCCUCCUCCAUUAAUGGAAGUUCAGUCAAGUCAACGAUACUAUUGUGCUGUCACUAUUGGAGAUGAUGCUGUAAUUUCUGCUUACAGGCUUUCAGAAGAUAGAAGUAAGUCUCUAGUGGGAGCUAUUCUGUCAAAAGUUGUGCCUGCAACAUUCUCGACAAUAGCUUCUCUCUCCAAAAUGAUAUGGCGAAGUGAAAAGGCAUCGCCCAAAAAAUCAGAAGCAAAGCCUCAGUCAUUUGCUAAAGCUUCUCCUUUGACAUGUUUGAAAGAUCACCCAAGGAAAGGAGAGAAGCUCACAUUAUCACCAGGUGGAACAUUGGCUGCAAUAACAGAUUCACUUGGUCGUAUAUUGCUCUUAGACACUCAAGCACUUAUAGUUGUACGACUAUGGAAGGGAUAUCGUGAUGCUAGUUGUUUCUUCAUGGAAAUGCAAGUUAAAAGGGACAAUGCAGGGGCUAGUUCCUCUUACUAUGAACCAUCAAAGAGUGAUUAUUGCCUCUGUCUAGCUAUUCAUGCACCACGGAAAGGAAUUAUUGAGGUUUGGCAGAUGAGAACUGGACCACGUCUUCUAACAAUUCAGUGUGCCAGGGGUACUAAGUUACUCCAGCCGACAUACAGGUUUGGAUCGUCACCAGAUUUUCCUUAUAUUCCCCUAGAAGUGUUUGUGUUAAAUGGAGAGUCUGGUCAGUUGUCAGUUUUAAAUCGCUCUCUUAAUUGAGUUUCUAGAAGAGUUUUUAAUGUUCAUUCUUUCAUUUCUUCAAUUGUGUUUUGGUCUCUAUGUUGUAUGAUAUGAUAUGAUAUCAAAGGCAACAAUGUAUAAAUGAAAGGUGGAAUUCGAAUGCAUACCUCACUGAGCAGUCAGACCCUUCUUUCCAUUUCUGCAUAUUCAAGGCUUGGGAGAGAGGAAAAAUGCUUUCUAUGCCAUGAGAUACUAUUGUAGAAAGAUUUCAGGAAUUAUAACAAGUUUUGGUGCAGAAGCAUCAUUUAAUGUAAAUAAAUUUGGAUUGAAUAAAAAGAUAACUCAAAUUACAU
Messenger RNA from Ricinus communis (castor bean), 1918 nucleotides. RefSeq names its product rab3 GTPase-activating protein non-catalytic subunit. Bases 243 to 1604 code for a protein of 453 amino acids. Gene Ontology annotation, biological process: regulation of GTPase activity. Lineage: Eukaryota; Viridiplantae; Streptophyta; Magnoliopsida; Malpighiales; Euphorbiaceae. The transcript has 8 exons. The record is from RefSeq and is a predicted model, not a curated record. Gene Ontology annotation, molecular function: protein binding.